Frankliniella occidentalis (western flower thrips) is the source of this 1092-nucleotide messenger RNA. RefSeq names its product c-Myc-binding protein. The coding region runs from base 262 to 714 and encodes 150 amino acids. Lineage: Eukaryota; Metazoa; Arthropoda; Insecta; Thysanoptera; Thripidae. Gene Ontology annotation, cellular component: nucleus. The record is from RefSeq and is a predicted model, not a curated record. Gene Ontology annotation, molecular function: transcription coactivator activity. Gene Ontology annotation, biological process: regulation of DNA-templated transcription. The transcript has 3 exons.
CGAAAUUAUCGAUUCGAAUCGAACUAAUUCAGUUUCAUUGUUGAACCGAUGCCAAAGGUGGAUGCGAUUAGAUAGUUGGUGGAACUGUACGCCGAGUUUGAGCCGAUUUCCGCUCAUUGGUGUACAGAGAAAAUCAAACUUGUCCAGAGCUGUGAGACCUCUCUUUUUGAAAAAAAAAUUACUUCCGUGCUUUUGAUUUUCAUUUGGCUCUUUCACUCAUCAAAUCAAUCCCGUUUUUAAUCGUCAAUCGAAGGUUCAACCAUGACAACAUUUCGGCCUGUAGAUUCAAAGAGAGAAGAAUAUCGCAAGUACCUAGAAAGAGCGGGGGUAAUGGAAUCAUUAACAAGAGUAUUAGUCUCUCUGUAUGAAGAACAAGAUAAAGGAAUUGAUGCGUUAGAGUAUGUCCGAAAUCAUCUACUGGAGAAUCACCCUAGUCAAAAUUCAACAGAAGAAGAACUAAGAGCUCAAGUUGCUCGACUUGUCACUGAGAAUAACAUGCUACGCAAGCGUCUUAGCCAGUAUGAAGAAGUUCCACCGCCGAUGGCAGUAUCCUCCCCUUCAAAGUCACAGACCUUACAACGAAGCGAUGUUGGUGGUUCCAUACACUCAGGACAAUCGAAAAUGUCAAAGGUGUCAGGUUCUUCUCGAGGCAAUCCUCCCUCUGAGAAAUCAUUGGAACAUCAAGGCUCUGCAAAUUCCAUUCAUAAGGAUUAAUUUCUCUCACAAUUUUUUCCAGCGCCCCUGUGAUAUUCUUAAUUCUACUUAUGUAGUUUGUCUCAGUAUAUCUUUAAUUUAUUUUACAUCUCCUUGAGGCUAGAAAUAUUUUUGAUACUUUUUUUUAAAGUUUACAAGUACCUAUAAUUUAAUGUUUCUCUCAGUCUCAAAUAUUUUUGUUUCCCUUUUUCAUAGUACUUAUGUGACAGCGAUUUUUGUUGUCAUGGCAGUCUAAUAAUUCCUUUUGAGAAAAAAAUUAAUUCAGAAAUGCAGUGGGCGACAGUCCUUUAAAGAAAUUCGGUACUGUUUGGAACUGCCCCCUCUUGAAUUGUGAUUCAACCAAAGUUCAUAGUCAGAAUAAAUUUGUUGCAAAGCAAA